AUGUCAGUAGAAAUGGAAAAUGGCAAACAACUAAACGACGUAGCGGCAACAAAUUUAAGCAGCACAAAUGACAACAUUGGACAGACUAGUAUAACUAUUAAAUGGCGUCAUAUCCUAUGGCGUCAAAAUUACGGUUAUACGCAUACAAAUAAAUAUACAGAAAUACAAAUUCGUUCUUAUUGCUUUGGCUUGGUAGCUUGCGUCUACGCUGAUGUCUCCGAAUUGGGUUACAACUAUCCUCAACCUGCCCCUGCAGCUCCUCAAAAAUCCUACAUUCCCCCACCACCACCAGCUCCAGUAGAACAACCCCAAAACACUUACAUUCCCCCACCACCACCUGCUCCCGUUGAACAACCCCAAAACACCUACAUUCCUCCAGCUGCCCCAGCUCCCGUAGUCCCUGAAAACACUUAUAUUCCUCCAGCUGCUGAAUCUCACGUAGAAUCUGUCGCUGAAGACGGUUACCGUUACAAGACCGUUCGUCGCGUUGUCUACAAGCACCGUGCUUAAGUUCAAGAAAGAGAAUUUCAUGUCUCGUUGUUAAAAUUUAAAUGUUGUUGAAUGAAAAAGUAUUAGAAAUAAAUUUUUAAAAUAGAAAAAA
Molecule: messenger RNA, 601 nt
Organism: Lucilia sericata (common green bottle fly)
Lineage: Eukaryota; Metazoa; Arthropoda; Insecta; Diptera; Calliphoridae
Product: FH1/FH2 domain-containing protein 1-like
Source: RefSeq, a predicted model, not a curated record